This is a messenger RNA of Dioscorea cayenensis subsp. rotundata (Guinea yam), 813 nucleotides long. RefSeq lists its product as uncharacterized. The coding region runs from base 77 to 466 and encodes 129 amino acids. Gene Ontology annotation, cellular component: endoplasmic reticulum; endoplasmic reticulum membrane. The record is from RefSeq and is a predicted model, not a curated record. The transcript is spliced from 5 exons. Gene Ontology annotation, biological process: intracellular protein transport; endoplasmic reticulum to Golgi vesicle-mediated transport. NCBI's taxonomy places the organism in Eukaryota, Viridiplantae, Streptophyta, Magnoliopsida, Dioscoreales, Dioscoreaceae.
AACCUUGGGACUGAAGUUUUCUCCCCCUGCCCAAAGUCUCCGGUUCGAUCGACGAGAGAGAGAGAGAGAGAGAGAGAUGGGGCUGCAAUGGAUGGUGUUGACGUGUGUGGUGGCUGUGGAGACGGCGAUCGUCGUUCUGCUGACACUGCCAUGGCCACGGCAGCUCAAGUCAAGCAUCGUCGCCCUCGUCUCCAUGAUCAUUCAACCUGCUGUUUCCAUCCUCCCUUUCGCCGGUUUCCACCUCCUAGAUAUACACUGGAAGAACGAGCAUCGGCAGAUGUGCAGCGCUGAAGUGUGCACUCCCGAGGAACUGUUCCACUACGAGAAAUCAGUAUUCAAAGCUCAGAGGAAUGUUAUUCUGUGUGUAUUAUCCUGUCUUCUUUAUUGGUGCAUAUGUUGUGUUUGCAAAUACCAACAAGAGGUUAGAGGAUUGGAGGAAGCUGAAAAACGUCUCAAGAAUCAGUAAUCAGUGGCUGCGGCCUUGGUUUUAUUACUCUGUGUUAAGGUGGGACGGCUUUGACAUCAUGAGAUUGAUUGGAAGAUGCAUUUAUGCGAACUUUUUUGCUUGUUCUUCUCCUUAAAUCACUUGCAAACUGGGUAUCAUUGUGGAGGGCCUCUUCGUAUUUUUUAUUUACCAUGCUUUUAAAUUCUGAGUGAUGGAAAGUAACUCUGGCUUUUGUUUCUCAGUUUUUUUGCAAGUGAUUGCUUCACCCAUGUGAUCAGUGUAUGCUAAAUGUGAAGAGAGUAUAAAUCUUCUUUAGAGCAUUAUUUGAUUUUUUGUUUUUUGGAGAAGUAUGUGAUGGUGAAUUUGGU